Molecule: messenger RNA, 577 nt
Organism: Triticum aestivum (bread wheat)
Lineage: Eukaryota; Viridiplantae; Streptophyta; Magnoliopsida; Poales; Poaceae
Product: E3 ubiquitin-protein ligase Os03g0188200-like
Exons: 1
Coding region: 36-488 (150 amino acids)
Source: RefSeq, a predicted model, not a curated record
AAUAUCGACCGUGCGUAGUAUUGCCAGCGACCACCAUGCCCGGCUCCACCGUGGUGCUCAUCGGCGCCUUCGUGGCCGCGCUUCUCGGCGUCUCCCUCUCCACCGUCGUCCUCUGCUCCAACCGGCGCCAGGCGCACCACGCGUCACCGUCGCCGUUGCCGUCACAGCGGAGCGUUGUCGACCUCGAGCAUGGCCUGCGGCGGCCGUGCGGGAUCGACAAGGCCGUCCUGUCCACCUACCCGACCAUGGUGUAUUCGUCGGCUGCGAGCCGAAGGGGCCAAGGCCAGAGCCAGAUGGCUGCCGCCGCGGCCACCGCGUCGGUCGAACAUGGCCAGGCGCAGGGAGACACGACGUGUUCGGUGUGUCUGGCGGAGUAUGCAGACGGCGACGAGCUCCGGUGGCUGCCCGGGUGCCGGCAUGCGUUCCACCGGUCGUGCGUCGACGAAUGGCUGCGCCGGCGGCCGAGCUGCCCGCUCUGCCGCACGUAGCCUCCAGGCAUGCAUGCAAUAGGUAGCGCAUGGGUCGAAUGAAUCACACAUUUGUGUUCAUUCCUUGACUUUAUUUAUUCAGUGCACAA